Aureobasidium uvarum is the source of this 360-nucleotide messenger RNA. NCBI's taxonomy places the organism in Eukaryota, Fungi, Ascomycota, Dothideomycetes, Dothideales, Saccotheciaceae. The record is from the annotation of a GenBank genome assembly.
AUGUUCACUCCCACGCCUUCUCUGGGACGCGCUCUCCGUCGCCUCGCCCUCACCACCAAGCAGGCCGGCAAGGAUUACUACAAGGGUACUGGCUCUGGCUCCAUGGGUCGUCACACCAAGUACGGUGCCUACCGCAUCGACUGGUCAAAGGUCCGCACCUAUGUCGUCCCCGACCUCUCUGAUUUCCAGGUAUGUCUUCGCUCCUCCCUCUGUCAGACUUGUCAUCGUCUAACACCCUGCCAGCUGAAGCCCUUCGUCGCCGAAAACAUCGACACGCCCACAAGGACUCACCAGUUUGCCGGCAAUGUCACCGGAAAAAUGUACCUCGAUGCAUGGAAGAGCCAGGGCGGCGACAUCUAA